AUGCCUGGGACGACGACCUCCCGCGCUCUCCUGCUCGUUGGCGUCGUCCUGACGGCGCACGUGUUCUUGUGCACGGCGUACGUCGGCGGCGAUGGGUUCAGCGUGGAGUUCAUCCACCGUGACUCCGUCAAGUCGCCGUACCGUGACCCGUCGCUCACCGCGCCCGCCCGCGUUCUCGAGGCCGCGCGCCGCUCCACAUCGCGCGCCGCUGCGCUCUCGCGUUCCUACGGCCGCGCCGACGCACCGUCAGCCGACGGCGCCGUCUCCGAGCUCACCUCCAGGCCCUUCGAGUACCUGAUGGCCGUGAACGUGGGCACGCCGCCCACCCGCAUGCUCGCCAUCGCCGACACCGGCAGCGACCUCAUCUGGCUCAACUGCAGCAGCGGAGCCGGCGCUCCUGGUCUCGCGGCAGCCUACCACGCCCAUGCGCCCGCUCCCGCUCGCGCCCCCGCGCCCUCGUCCGCGCCGCCGCCGGGCGUCCAGUUCAACUCCUCCAAUUCGACGACGUUCAGUCUCGUGAGCUGCGGCUCCAGCGCAUGCCGCGCGCUCCCCGAUGCCUCCUGCCCCGACUCCAAGUGCAGGUAUCUCUACUCCUACGGCGACGGCUCCCAGACGAGCGGCCUCCUCUCCACGGAGACCUUCACCUUCGCCGACGACCAAGGCACCCGCGGCGAUGGGAAGAUACGCGUGGCCAACGUCAACUUCGGCUGCUCCACGACCAUGAUCGGCUCGUUCAUCGGGGACGGCCUUGUCGGGCUCGGCGGCGGCGACCUCUCCCUCGUCAAUCAGUUAGGCGCAGACACAUCGCUCGGCCGGAGGUUCUCCUACUGCCUCGUGCCCUACUCCAUCAACGCCUCCUCCGUGCUCAACUUCGGCCCCCGUGCCACCGUGACGGAGCCUGGCGCGGCGACGACACCGCUGAUCCCAUCUGAAGUGAAGGCCUACUACACCGUCGAUCUCCAGUCCGUCAAGAUCGGGAACAAGACCUUCGCGGCGCCGCAGGAGUCCCCCGUCAUCGUCGACUCCGGCACGACGCUGACGUACCUGGCGAACGAGCUUCUGGACCCAUUGGUGGGAGAGCUGACCCGGAGGGUCAAGCUCCCGCCGGCGAAGUCGCCGGAAGAGCUCCUGCCACUGUGCUUCGACGUGAGCGGGGUACGGAAGGGGCGGGUGGCGGCGAUGAUCCCUGACGUGACGCUGGGGCUGGGCGGCGGCGCGACGGUCACGCUGAAGGCGGAGAACACGUUCGUGGAGGUGCAGGAGGGGACUGUGUGCUUGGCGGUGGCGGCGGCGUCUGAGCAGUCUACGCCUGUGUCUAUCAUCGGGAAUAUCGCGCAGCAGAACAUGCACGUCGGCUAUGACCUCGACAAGGGCACCGUGACCUUCGCCGCAGCAGACUGCGCCAGGUCCUCCGCAGCCCCCUCCCCCUCCGGCUCUCUGCAUAUCUAA
Molecule: messenger RNA, 1449 nt
Organism: Triticum turgidum subsp. durum (durum wheat)
Lineage: Eukaryota; Viridiplantae; Streptophyta; Magnoliopsida; Poales; Poaceae
Source: the annotation of a GenBank genome assembly